AUGUCAAUCGCUCCAGAACCAAGUUACAAACAUGUUGCAAACUCAAAGCUGCAUGAAAUCCUUCUUAAGAUUUUUGUUGUUUCAGAUGUGAUUAAAUACACGAUUGUCACAACCGACGUUCCAGACUCGAACAACCGAUGUUCAUCGUGGUUCUUGUGGUUUUGGAGGUGGCUUUUGUUGCAGCAUAAGGAUGGAGUACACAUGGUCAUUGAAGAAAUUCGAAUCAUAGCGAUCUAA
Messenger RNA from Trichomonas vaginalis G3, 237 nucleotides. RefSeq names its product axonemal central apparatus assembly. The transcript has a single exon. The record is from RefSeq and is a predicted model, not a curated record. Bases 1 to 237 code for a protein of 78 amino acids. Lineage: Eukaryota; Parabasalia; Trichomonadida; Trichomonadidae.